UUACCAGCUCAAGCUGUGGCUUAUGAUAAACCAUCAUUUCUUCUUGUAAGACCUGGUGAGCUUGUUAUUCUCAACUGCACAUCAUCUUUAAACUCAGAUUCAAUGGCUUGGUACAAGCAACAUAUUGGAGGAAUUCCUCAGAAGCUGGGAGAAAGAUUAGCAUAUAAUGAUGGCAAAAGUUCAUCUGAGUUUAAUAUAUCAGGACUAAAAGUGGAAACAACAGCAACUGGAAUUUCUCUGUUAAUUCUACAUACAAAUAAAGAAGAUGAAGGAUUUUACUUUUGUGUAACAUUAGGCUUGAGCACUAUUUCAAUUUUCAACGGAACAUUCUUAUCUGUGACGGGUGAUCAAGAUUUAACUGUAUUAGUGAACCAGCAUGCUGAGUUGGACUCAGUUCCUGCAGGAGAAUCAGUAAAUCUUCAGUGCUCGGUUUUCUCUGAGAGCAAAACAGCAGAACAUCAAGUGCUCUGGUUCAGAUCUGCUGAACCACAAUCCCGUCCUCAAAUCAUUUAUACUCAUCACAACAGCAGCCAUCAGUGUAAGACCAGUGCUUCUACAUACACCUGUGUGUACAACUUCUCCAAGAGCAUCCUCACCCUCAAUGAUACUGGUACCUACUACUGUGCUGUGGCCAUGUGUGGAAAAAUCAUUUUUGGAAAUGGAACAACUGUACAGAUGGGUGAGCACUGA
This is a messenger RNA of Trichomycterus rosablanca, 690 nucleotides long. RefSeq lists its product as uncharacterized. Gene Ontology annotation, biological process: response to bacterium. The record is from RefSeq and is a predicted model, not a curated record. The annotation marks the transcript as partial. The transcript has 2 exons. NCBI's taxonomy places the organism in Eukaryota, Metazoa, Chordata, Actinopteri, Siluriformes, Trichomycteridae.